Molecule: messenger RNA, 741 nt
Organism: Amborella trichopoda
Lineage: Eukaryota; Viridiplantae; Streptophyta; Magnoliopsida; Amborellales; Amborellaceae
Product: SWIM zinc finger family protein / mitogen-activated protein kinase kinase kinase (MAPKKK)-like protein
Molecular function (GO): ubiquitin protein ligase activity; zinc ion binding
Source: RefSeq, a predicted model, not a curated record
AUGCCAUCCGUUGUGGCUCCAUCGGCCGAGCGCCGCGCGGCGCGCUAUGCCCGUCGGCCGAGCCAGGCAGUGGCGGAGCGCAUGGCGCGGGCGCUCCGCCACCGCCUCCUACUCCUUGACCGUCCCUCCCCCAACACCUUCUUGGUCCUGGGAGCCACCUCUAACGUGUACACUGUCACCCUCUCGACCUCCCCCUCCUGCUCAUGCCCGGACCCCCGUGCCCCCUGCAAGCACAUCCUCUUCGUAUUGGUGCGAGCCCUGGACCUAGCCCUGACCGACCCUCGCCUGUGGCAGCGCGCUCUCUUGACCACCGAGGUGGCCGACCUUUUGGCACGCGCCACCUCGUCCGCAGCCCCUCUCGCAGGGCCAAAGACCCGCACCCGCUUUGAGGCAACUCGCGUGGCUCAGGGCCACGGUGAUGGGGUGGUGCGGGGGCGAGGGGGGUUGUGUCCGGUGUGUUUCGAGGGAAUGGACGACGAGGGGGAGGUUGUUGUUUGCGGAAGGUGUCGAAAUGGGCUGCACAGGGAAUGUUGGGGGGAGUGGAAGAGGAGAGGGGGGAGGAGGAGGUUGAGGUGUGUGGUUUGUAGGGGGGUUUGGAGAGAGGAGAGAGAGAGUGGGGGUUAUGUGAAUUUGGGGGAGGAGGUGGAGGAAGAGGAGAAUUGGGGUGGGGAGAGGGGGAUUGAGGAAUUGUAUCCAGAGACUUGGGGUUGGAUUAGGAGGUGGCAGGAAAGAGAUGCCUGA